AUGAAUUUCUUCGGCACUGCAGGCCCGAAGAACAAGCCUGUCAUCAAAACCGUUACCGUCUCUGUACCCGUCAAGAGGAUCGUGAAACCUGCUGCUGCCCCGUCACGGCCUUCACCACUUCCGAAGCGUCCUUCGCAACAGUCGACGACAAGAGAUAGGCUAUCAGCACCGAAAGAGCCCAAAGACAGGGUCAGGAGGGUCGUCAAGCGCAAGGCAUCGACACCCACACAAGUCUUCAGCGACGAUGACGACGAUAGCGGCCUGGAAAGUAGUGCUUCCUCGGUCGAUGCAAGGAAGCGCAUCAAGUCGCGUGCCACCUCCGAGGACCCCAAUCGCAAGCUCGAGGACUCCAGACUGCGCAAGGAUGAAGGCCGCUUCGACUAUGUCUCUGGCGCUUCUCUGGUCGCUGGAGAUCUAGCCAAGUCGUACAAGCCCGUCUUUCCUGGAAGCACUCCGACCGCAGUCAAACUGCAAUAUCCUGGUUUAUGCAUACCUGAAAAAUUCACUCUGGUCAAGAACGGUGUACAGCAAGACUACCAACCCCUGGAUGACAUCAGAGAGACAAUCAAGUACAUCUGCCAGAAUUACUUCCCCGAAAACCUCGCCCAAAAACAUCUUGAUGAUGAACAUGGUUUCGAACGCCGCCUGCUCCGCGCAGCAAGCAAGGGUUCCAAGGAAGACUACGUUAGCACCAUACAAGACUUCAACACGAUGCUUGUAAAGGCGAAAAGAGACGGAACAAUCAGCAAUGAGCUGUCCACAAAGCAUAGUUUGACUCUCGAAUGGAUUCAGCGCAUUCUUGAUCAAAUCUACACUCGUACAGUCUCGCCUCAAGUCGACAGUCUCAAGGCCUAUCAAAACGGCACCGACAACGUCUAUGGCGAAUUGUUACCACCGCUCGUCUCGGAAAUGCUCAACAUGGCCGAACUCAAAUCCGACCACGUAUUUGUUGAUCUGGGUUCUGGCGUCGGCAAUGUCUGUCUACAGGCUGCUCUCGAGACUGGCUGCGAGAGCUGGGGUUGCGAAGUCAUGGACAACCCAUGCAAGCUUGCUGACCUACAAGCCAAAGAGUUCCCUGCUCGCGCGCGCAUGUGGGGCCUUUCUGUAGGCAAGGUACACCUGCUUAAGGGCGACUUUCUUGCAAACCAGAAGAUUGGCGAAGUCCUCAAGCGCGCCGACGUUGUCCUCGUCAACAAUCAAGCUUUUAGCCCAGAUCUCAACAGCAAGAUUAUGGAUCGCUUCCUGGACCUCAAGGAUGGAUGCCGCAUCAUCAGUCUCAAACCAUUCAAGCAAGAAGGCUACGAAAUCAGUGAUCGUAACCAACACGACCCUCGACAUCUACUCGUAGACGAACGUAAACUGCCAUUUUACUCCAAGUGUGUAAGCUGGACCGAUGCGCCUGGCGAAUAUCACAUUGUACGCAAGUCACCCGAGCGUCUGAAGCAAUUCAUCGAACAGACACAAGGGGCCCUACGACCUCGAAGGAGCUAA
Molecule: messenger RNA, 1491 nt
Organism: Aureobasidium pullulans EXF-150
Lineage: Eukaryota; Fungi; Ascomycota; Dothideomycetes; Dothideales; Saccotheciaceae
Product: DOT1-domain-containing protein
Exons: 1
Coding region: 1-1491 (496 amino acids)
Biological process (GO): regulation of transcription regulatory region DNA binding; DNA repair; DNA damage checkpoint signaling
Cellular component (GO): nucleosome; nucleus
Molecular function (GO): histone H3K79 methyltransferase activity; histone binding
Source: RefSeq, a predicted model, not a curated record